Messenger RNA from Erigeron canadensis, 522 nucleotides. RefSeq lists its product as uncharacterized. The record is from RefSeq and is a predicted model, not a curated record. Lineage: Eukaryota; Viridiplantae; Streptophyta; Magnoliopsida; Asterales; Asteraceae. Bases 1 to 522 code for a protein of 173 amino acids. The transcript has 2 exons.
AUGUCGGAAAGAUCGUCACGAGACACCCUUAAUGCUUUUUGUGAUGGAGUCAAUAAGUUAUAUCGGCAUGAAUACUUGCGUAGGCCAACGCGUACUGAUACGCAAUGCAUUCUUGAUCACCAUGCGUCUUAUCAUGGUUUCCCCGGCAUGUUAGUAGCUUGGCGUGGCCAGUACACGCGAGGUGACCAUCACGGGCCAACAAUAUCGCUUGAAGCAGUUGCAUCACAGGAUUGUUGGAUUUGGCACGCAUACUUUGGUGUUGCCGGUUCAAACAACGACAUUAAUGUGUUGAACCAAUCUCCUUUGUUCAACCCUUUUGAAGAUGGCACAGCACCGUUGGUUCCUUUCACUGUAAAUGGAACCGAAUAUCGGUACCCGUAUUAUCUCGUGGAUGGGAUCUACCCAAGAUAUGCGAUGUUUGUGAAAACGAUUUCCCAUCCAACCGAUGAGAAAAGGAUUCGAUAUGCUAAGGCACAGGAGGCUGCAAGGAAGGACGUGGAGCAAGCUUUUGGUAUUAUAUAA